This is a messenger RNA of Haemorhous mexicanus (house finch), 648 nucleotides long. It is a transcript of the gene TMEM145, whose product is annotated as transmembrane protein 145. The annotation marks the transcript as partial. Lineage: Eukaryota; Metazoa; Chordata; Aves; Passeriformes; Fringillidae. The record is from RefSeq and is a predicted model, not a curated record. Gene Ontology annotation, biological process: G protein-coupled receptor signaling pathway; response to pheromone. The transcript is spliced from 7 exons.
CGGGCUGGAGCUGGAGUACGAGAUGGUUCUGACCAACGGCGACUCCUUCUGGACCCGGCACUUCUCGGCCGACGAGUUCGGCAUCCUGGAGACCGACAUCACCUUCCUCCUCAUCUUCACCCUCAUCUUCCUCCUCUCCUGCUACUGCGGCUACCGCCUCAAGGGGCGGCAGCUGCUCCACACCACCUACAAGAUGUUCAUGGCGGCGGCCGGGCUGGAGGUUCUGAGCCUCCUCCUGAGCUGCGUCUACUGGGGCCAGUACGGCUGGGACGGGGUGGGGCACGGCCCCCUCAAACUGCUGGGGAAGCUCCUGUUCUCCAUCAGCUUCCUCAUCUUCCUCCUGAUGCUGAUCCUGCUGGGCAAGGGCUUCUCCGUCACCAGGGGCCGCAUCAGCCCGGGGGGCUCUGUCCGUCUGUCCGUCUACAUGACGCUGUACAGCAUCGCCCACAUCGCCCUGCUCACCUACGAGGCGCAGUUCUUUGACCCGGGCCAGGUGCUGUACACCUACGAGUCGCCGGCGGGCUACGGGCUGAUCGCGCUGCAGUUCGGGGCCUUCGGCUGGUUCUGCGCCGCCGUGGGCGCCACGCUCAGCGCCGUGCCCGAGAGACGCCCCUUCUACCUGCCCUUCCUGGGCGCCUACACCUUCUG